AUGUCCGGCGCAAGUCAAUCUAGCCGACUCUCAAAAAGAUCGCGAGCCAGCGAUGCAGCGCAAAGUCAAGUAGCGCAUACAGACGAAAGUCGGACCAAGCGGCGUCGCUUUGCACGAAGAAAGAGUGACAGUGAGAAGGGCUCUGCAUUGCCUGUGUCUAAAGGGUUGCAAGAGUUGUCAGUUAUCGAUGGUAAUAUGUCUCUCACAAAUACCCACGAAUCCUCGCGUACGUCUUGGUCAUCGUCGCAGCUCGGGGCUGGACAAUAUACCGAUCUAGAGCCGGUUCUUACCCCGGAUGAAGAGUAUUUGUUCCUCGCAGUUGAGACGGCAAUCCAUAUCUACUCCACGGCCACUUCUCAUCUUGUUCGCACAUUACAAACACAACCCAAUCAAAGCAUAAUUGGAUAUAAACUCUGCCCUAUAAACAAGGACCAUAUUUAUGUGUUUACUUCGACCGGCUCUAUCAGCAAAUGGGAAUGGGUUACUGGCAAGCAGACUCUACAUUGGGAUACAUGCCGCAAGACCAGCUCUAUCGAUAUCAUCGAAGCUUCUGGGGAAUACACACGUAUUCUAUUUUAUUCCAUCUGCGAGCGGAAAAGCGGGAAGAGAGAAAUUAGGGUGUUCACGUUCCAUGAUGGAAAGCCGUCGGAAACAGUCGUACUCGAAACGGAUAUUCGAAUCGGUCGUAUAAGGGCUGCGCAACAGGGCCGAGCUGUUCUUGCCUAUGGUGGCCAAAAUCUUCUUCUCGGAAUUGCGGAUGGUUCCGGUUUUGACAGCGUGGAAAAUGUCCAAUAUACGUGGAGAGAGGCAAUCUUGCCUGUCAACAUCACUUGUCUCGAUGUCUGCGAAAACACUCGGCAAAACGUCCAAGAUGCAAAAGCCAGGAAGGUUUCGGAGCAGCUGGAUCUCGCUGUAGGUGAGAUGGCCGGGUCGAUCUUGAUAUAUCAAGAUGUUUUGGGAUUUUUUGUCAACAAUCAAGAUAUCCGUGACGGAGGGAAGAGUUUUGCUCCAAGGCGUUUACAUUGGCAUAGAGGCCCUGUUAAUGCGUUGCGUUGGUCGAAAGAUGGAAACUAUGUUGUAUCCGGUGGGCACGAAUCGGUCAUGGUACUAUGGCAAUUGGACACCGGUAGAAAGCAAUUUCUCCCUCACCUCUCUUCUCCGAUUUGCAACAUCGUCAUUUCUCCCACAGGAAAUUCAUAUGCAGUCAAAUUAGCGGAUAACUCUAUAAUGGUCUUGUCGGCAAGAGAGUUGCAACCAUAUGCCACUGUUAUAGGCCUGCAGGUGUCCCCGAAGAUGGUCAAAUCCAGAGGUCAAUUUGGCCCAAACGCAUCCUCAAGCGUCGCGGCAGCCGUACUGCAUCCCCAAUACCCCGAUCAAUUGUUAGUGGCGGUCCCAGCUUCCCGUCAGAUGUCUCAAGAUGGCCAUUAUUCGGCUAUCUCACCGGUCCUUCAAACCUACAACAUUCACACAAACAAUCAUAUUUCUCGGCAAGCCCUUGCACGGACCAACACAACAGUUCUUAAAAUCAGUCCAGAGGGUUCAGAAAUAACUACACCAGACAUCAAAUAUUUGGAUAUAGUUCAAGAUGGGAAAUGGAUGGCUACUGUCGACUGCUGGAGCCCGUUCCCUCAAGAUACUAAGGCUCUUGGCCUUAGUAACACUGGGGAUGGUAGAGCGAACAGCCGUGAGGAGACCUUUUUGAAGUUCUGGAAAUGGAAUGGUUCGUCAAAUUUGUGGGAAUUGGUUACUCGCAUCGAUGGACCCCAUUUCUUGGACAAUGGCCCAACGCCUAUUCUUGGCUUGGCCUCUCGGCCCCGCAGCAAUGAAUUUGUAACCAUUGGGGCAGAUGCGGUAUUGCGCGUCUGGUGUCCAAAUCCGAGACCGCUAAGCGGAUUGCAAACAGGACCUGACGCCGCGCAGCAGCUUGAGACUUGGAAAUGUCGGAGUAUAGUCGAUCUUAAAGGAAGCUCUGGCCCGAACAAAACCGACUAUCUUAACACAGCCUGUUUGACCUUCUCUGAAGAUGGAUCGGUGCUUGCGGUGUGCUUACCGUCAACUUCAUCCGCAAACCCUGGUCCUGUUCUUCUGCUUGACGCACAAAAGUGUACAAUUCGUUACAAUAGACCUGGGGCAUACUCUGAUGAUCCAUGUGCAGUUCGGUUUUUGGGACGUCAUCUUAUCGUGGCGUCGAAGCGUGCAGUCUCUGUGUGGGAUACGGUUGAUGACUUGAUUAGGAUUCCGGCGUCGCCGGUUGACGGUUUAUCCGCUGGGAGAUCGCAACCACUUCUAGCAGUCAGCCCAAGGACGCGCACGUUUGCGAUCGCCCUGCACGAUUUGCAACAAACGAAGAAAUCCCGCACCGCACAGUUCCAUGUUCAAGUAUACGAUAUCGAGUCAUUGUUACCAGUGUUUUCCUUCAGCGUCGGGAAGUGCCCCCUUGUGCUAACUUCUGACCCGCGCUCUGGGGAUUAUAUCAUUGUGGAUGCCGGAGCCACUGUGCAGCGAUUUGGUUGCCCUGAUAGGACUCCCCAGACCACAACACGCCCUCGUGAGUUACCUAGCCGUGUUGACUCUGGAUUGGUGGAUUUAUUCGGAAGUCAAACUUCUGCUUUACAAAAUACGGCCACGCUUGAUACAGAGAGGGCGUCUUCACAGUCUGGAGGGCUGUCUGGUGUUUUUGGUGAAGCACCCUCGUUUGUUCUGCCUCCAGCCAGUGUUCUUUUCAGGAAUGUUGUACAGUCUCUAUCUGUUAGGUGA
Molecule: messenger RNA, 2757 nt
Organism: Aspergillus chevalieri
Lineage: Eukaryota; Fungi; Ascomycota; Eurotiomycetes; Eurotiales; Aspergillaceae
Product: WD repeat protein
Exons: 3
Coding region: 1-2757 (918 amino acids)
Biological process (GO): positive regulation of transcription by RNA polymerase I; positive regulation of rRNA processing
Cellular component (GO): nucleolus
Molecular function (GO): RNA binding; protein binding
Source: RefSeq, a predicted model, not a curated record